ACGUUCAACAACUUCCUGUUUCGUAAAAAAAAAAACGCGCAUGCGCCCUGUGGAUGUCAGUACUUAGGAGUGAUCGCGCUGGAGAUCAGAUGGCCGUGUAAGAUCUUUGCUCUGUAUUCUAACUGAACAACCAUGAAGAUUGCUGUCGAGGGUUGCUGCCAUGGGGAGCUCGAUAAGAUCUACGAGACUAUCCAGUUCCUGGAGAAGAGAGAGAACACUAAAGUAGACCUCCUGCUCUGCUGUGGAGACUUUCAAGCAGUUAGGAAUGAAGGGGACAUGAAAUGUAUGGCUGUGCCUCCCAAAUACCGCCAGAUGCAGUCUUUUUACAAGUAUUAUUCUGGCGAGAAACAAGCUCCAAUACUUACCAUCUUCAUUGGAGGGAAUCAUGAGGCUUCAAAUUACCUCCAGGAACUGCCCUAUGGUGGCUGGGUUGCACCAAAUAUAUACUACCUGGGAUAUGCUGGUGUUGUGAACUAUCGAGGGGUGAGAAUUGGUGGAAUUUCUGGAAUUUUUAAAUCCCACGAUUAUAGAAAAGGUCAUUUUGAACACCCUCCAUACACCAAAGAUACAAUUAGAAGUGCAUAUCAUGUGAGGAACAUAGAGGUCUUUAAACUUAAGCAGCUAAAAGAGCCAAUGGAUGUGUUUCUGUCUCACGACUGGCCACGAAGUAUCUAUCACUAUGGGAAUAAGAAACAGCUCUUGAAGAAAAAGGAGUUCUUCAAACAAGAGGUAGAGAACAACACCCUCGGCAGCCCGGCAGCCAGCGAGCUCCUCCACCACCUCCAGCCAUCAUACUGGUUUUCUGCUCAUCUCCACGUCAAGUUUGCUGCUUUUAUGCAACAUCCAAAUAAAGAAGGUGACAAUUUACCUAAAGCAACAAAGUUCUUGGCACUUGAUAAAUGUCUACCACGUCGAGAAUUUCUCCAGAUUAUAGAAGUGGAGCAUGAUCCGAGUAAACCAGAUCAACUAGAAUAUGACCUAGAAUGGCUGUCUGUUCUAAAAGAAACUAAAGACCUUCUGAACAUUACGUCCCAAACAUGGAAUAUGCCGGAGAACAAUGGUCUGCACAGCAGAUGGGAUUACAGCGCAACUGAACAAACUAAAAAAGAAGUCCUUGAAGACCUGGGCAAUGACCUUAGUAUUCCACUAAACUUUUGUGUCACUCUACCCUUUUAUAACCCAAACAAUCCACAGCAUAAGAGGGUAGCAUCCCAUGUAGUUAAUCCACAGACAACAGAGUUCUGUGCCCAUUUUGGACUUAUCGACAUCAAUGCCAAGGUCCGCCGAAAUGACGGUGGAGAGUUUGACACAGCGGAAGAUAAUGAGGUUGACAGCAGUGGUUCUGUGGAAGAUCCUAGUGAAUACAGCACUGACACUUCCAUCCUCUCGUCUUCAAUUAACCCCGACGAGAUCACUCUGGAGGAGGAUGAGGAUGAAGAAGACCUCUCUGUACAGUCUGUGGAGCCUUCUCCAGAACAUACUCCAGACUUAUCCGUGAACUUCUCUAACAUUCGUGUAGUUCCUGAUUCAAUGGCUGUCUCAUCAGAUGAUGCUAUGGAUUCAACCAAUGAUGAGAUGGAACGGUCAGAGAGCAGUCAGACUGAAGGGGAAGGAAAGAACCCCGAGAGACAGCUCAAGAGGUUAAGUGAUGAGAAUGGACGAGGCAGCAUAAAGAUUAAACGGCGGAAUCAGGCUAUUUACACAGCAAAAGAUGAAGAUGAUGAGUAAAUGGACUAGCUUGUAGAAUGAGACUUUGAUAUCUACUCCGAUAGGAACCCGUCACUAGUUUGGGACCACUAAACCCACAGCAUGUCGUUACGCAGCUGGAGUUUAGCGUUCUAAACCUACCAAUGUCAAACCUGGGAGUUUCUGCAUUGUGUAGUAAAAUAACUUGUAGUUUACCAGAUUAUAGUCUGGGACUCCUCUCCAGAAGCAUUGGUUCUCGUCACUUUACUUUGCGCGACAAAUGAAAUGGAGUUCUUUUACAGAACAAUGCAAAAACUGACAGUUUAAUAUGGGCAGGUUUGAAACUCUAAACCUAGUGACUGGAUCCCUUUUUAAAAUGAACAGACUUUGUUGUACCAUCAGCUGCAACAAAGUCUGAGGUAUGGGGUAAGUUUGACUGUUUAUUUUACUGUUAAAGGGCUUGUCCGGCUUCAGGAGGAAGCUGGACAAAGCCUUUGAUCCACCUUAAAUAUAGAAUAGAUAAGUUCGGUCAUGUAAAUACUUACCCAUUCUUUAAUUAAGAUGGUUUACCGCUUCCCUCUUGAACCUGGACAACCCAUUUAAUGUUUUAAUAUUAUUUAGUAAUUCUGAAAUAUGUUUGGCACAAAGUUUGUGUUCUUUUUAAAGAUUUUAUAUUUGAGUUAAUAGUGCCCAUCUUAUUUCCCUUAUAAAUUAUAGUCCUGUAAAAUGACACGUUUCCAGUGUAUAAAGUAUGCUUAUUUUAAUAUUUCUUUUGUAAAGUUUAUGGGCAGAAAUUAAUUUAAAGGGAACCUGUCACCGGGAUUUUGGGUAUAGAGCUGAGGA
Messenger RNA from Bufo gargarizans (Asiatic toad), 2529 nucleotides. RefSeq names its product debranching RNA lariats 1 (gene DBR1). Gene Ontology annotation, molecular function: RNA lariat debranching enzyme activity. Gene Ontology annotation, cellular component: nucleus. Gene Ontology annotation, biological process: mRNA splicing, via spliceosome. Bases 133 to 1728 code for a protein of 531 amino acids. The record is from RefSeq and is a predicted model, not a curated record. The transcript has 9 exons. Lineage: Eukaryota; Metazoa; Chordata; Amphibia; Anura; Bufonidae.